ACGCCAUAUACCCUUCGGGAGGUCUGCGGUAAGGGCUCUAGCCCGGCCGCCACGGCGUUAAAUACAACAACAACAACAACAACAUCGCUCAAGCGCCACAGCACGCCAAAGUAGCAACUGGCAAAGAGAAAGAUCGUAAGCCCAUUGACCCUCCGCCGAUUCUCCACAUCGACCUAAGGAAUCACAACCAGAAUUACGCAAAUUUCAUUCUGUCGAGCCCUAGCUUGUUCGUCCAAGUUUACCUCAAGCCCGGCGAUAAGAAAACCAAAAUGGACCCAGAGACCUGUGCAAAAGGCUUAGUGGGAUCGACUGUCUCCUCUUUGCAAAAGUACAAGAGCAUCGAGGGCAAGGACGAAGGCUACUUUGUUUUUCCCGACCUCUCUGUCAAGAUGGAGGGUUUCUUUAAGCUGAGAUUCGCCCUGUACAACAUGAAGGGCGGCGAGGUAUACUUCAUGACGGAGAUGGAGUCCCACGGCUUUCAAGUUCACACGGCGCGGUCGUACCCUGGAAUGAGCUCUUCAACAGACUUGACCCGUCAUCUCAGCGAUCAAGGCUGCCGUCUACGGAUCCGGAAAGAUUCUCAAGUUGUCAAAAACCGCAAACGACAGUUCCAAUAUGGCAUGGACUCCGACCAAAUGCGCAAUGUCAGGCAACGUCAGGGCAUGGCUCAGCUAACACAGCAAGCCCAUCACCCAAAAGAUAUUGCACAGCAGCAGGGAUUCUCUCACGGAGGCUCGGCCACGGGAGUUCCCAGUCCUGCAUCGUCUUCUCACGGAGGAGGGCAAGCGCCUGCGGUAACAAUAAUGCAACAGGCGAAUCGACACCAAGUCCAGGCGGUCAGUUACGCGCAUCCACAGCCAUUGAUGGCGCAUUCCAUGCCGGGAAUAAUGAGCAUGCAGUUGUCGCAUUCGGCAGUAUAUCCGCCACCAACGCCAUCUUCAGGACUAUCGGUUGCAUCGCUUCCCUCGACUUCGCCUACGCAGAGCCCAGACUUGGUGACUCCCACGUACUAUCGGCUUGACUCGGGCCUCUACGAUUAUACGACAACCCAACACAACUUGGGGGACGCUUUUUUCCCGCAGCCUCACCAGCCUUACAAGGCUGACCAAUACUGGGAGAGAGACUCGGAUAGUAGGAUUAAUAGCCACGGACAUGGCCAUGGGCAGAGCUAGGAGGCUGGAGAUACUGGUCAAGAGGCAGGCUAAGGGCAUGGGAGUUCAGGUGAACAGCGAGAGCUCAACCGGUCUCCAGACGAGACUGAAGUGGGAACAUCAGUAUGGUGGAUUUUUGGUUUACUGUUUGUCUUGGUGCACAUUGACGAGGUUUGUCAAAAGGGGGUAUUAGUUCAAGCGACAUUGCAUAACACCAGGCACAGUCGCCGGCUAUGGGUCGAUCCGGCGUUGUUGGUUUCGAAGGCUUCAACAGAGGACAAUAUACCCUUGGGAUUCUUUCAACGGGCAUUGUUUGGUAGCACAGUGGUGGCGCAGCAGGAGCAUAGAGCGGAAUGAAAUCUCGAGCAAGUUAUCACUUCAGACUUUAGCAGUAGGAAUCACGUUUUUUUCUUUCGU
Colletotrichum godetiae is the source of this 1568-nucleotide messenger RNA. Its product is annotated as velvet factor-domain-containing protein. The coding region runs from base 270 to 1172 and encodes 300 amino acids. The transcript has 3 exons. The record is from RefSeq and is a predicted model, not a curated record. NCBI's taxonomy places the organism in Eukaryota, Fungi, Ascomycota, Sordariomycetes, Glomerellales, Glomerellaceae.